Molecule: messenger RNA, 966 nt
Organism: Syzygium oleosum
Lineage: Eukaryota; Viridiplantae; Streptophyta; Magnoliopsida; Myrtales; Myrtaceae
Product: 14 kDa proline-rich protein DC2.15-like
Exons: 1
Coding region: 401-790 (129 amino acids)
Source: RefSeq, a predicted model, not a curated record
AUUCGACAAAACGGACACCAGUACCAUCGAUUAUUAAGCGCUAGGUGUCGAUGUCUUGUUGUUAAGAUAAACCAAUUUAAAUUGGAGAGAGAGAGCGUUUGACACUGCCUGGAAAAAGCUGUCCUUUUGUAUUUUGGUGGUAGAUGCACAAUGGAUCUGCUAAACUCCAAGGCUGAAUCAUGGCUUAUUCUCUAAGUUGCACUGCCCGCUAGGGUGGUUUCUGAUACAGAGGCCAAUAUGCUCACAUGGGUCUGAAUCAGAUCUCUGUGUGUUCCUGGUCGUAAGUACCUGUUAGCGGAAGUUUUCUUUCUUCUAUAUAAAGCUGAGCCAAGAUUACGAGUCACAAGCAAGCCUAGAGCCUUUCUUAAUUACAGUCCUUCGACAACUGAUUUCCAUUGAAAUGGCUUCUAAAACUGUUGCAACGGGCGCUAUCCUCCUUGUCAACCUCCUCUUCUUCACCAUGGUGAGCUCGACUCACGUUCCCUGCCCACCUCCGCCUCCAAAGACACCCAAGCCAUCCCCGGCUGCUGCCACUUGCCCGAAGGACACACUCAAGCUUGGGGUGUGCGCCAACUUGCUGAACGACUUGUUGCACCUAGUUGUGGGGACCCCACCAAAGACUCCUUGCUGCAGUCUCAUCGAAGGGCUCGCUGACCUUGAGGCCGCGGUCUGCCUCUGCACUGCCAUCAAGGCCAACAUCUUGGGGAUCAACCUUAACGUCCCCGUUUCUCUGAGCUUGCUCCUGAACUACUGUGGGAAGGGUGUCCCAGAAGGCUUCCAAUGUGCUUAGAGCACAUCGUUCUCACUCCCACCACUUUGAUUUUCCUUCUUUUCUUCAGUUGGGUCUGAUCAUUGUUUUGUUCAUUCUUGUCCAUCUUGAUUGGAAUUAAAUUGUGGCCUUCUUCAGCAGCUGGUUGAUUUGUUGGUCAAAAUGUAAUGUGAUUACAUCAGUCAAUACAACCUCAA